Rotaria sordida is the source of this 735-nucleotide messenger RNA. Lineage: Eukaryota; Metazoa; Rotifera; Eurotatoria; Philodinida; Philodinidae. The record is from the annotation of a GenBank genome assembly.
AUGACAACCAAUCAGACCAUAGAUGAAAUUAAAAUAGAACUCGAAAAAGCAGCCAAUAAAGAUAUUAAUAUCAAAAUUCACUACGAAAUUAAUACAUCAGUUGACUUUUUGGAUAUUGCUAUAAUCAGCGAGCAUGAUCAACUAAAAACCUGUCUUUACCAUAAACCAACAGCUGAACCUUAUAUAUUACCAUACACAUCCGAUCAUCCACGACAUAUUCAUCGUAAUAUACCAUAUGCUGCUCUACUACGUGCUGCUCAUAUUUGUUCUGAUGUACAGGACUUCAACACAGAAUGUAUUCGUAUUGAUAUGUCACUAUUAUUAAAUAGUUAUCCACCAAUUUGUAUCACAAAACAAAUCUAUCGAUUCUUCCAACUGAACAAUGUCAUGCCUGUUUUAAAUCAAUUGAAUGAUCCAGUUUAUCAUAGGCUACAUCAAAAAUUAUUGUAUCAACCUGCACGACGUGAAAAACAACUUCAUCUUAUGACACAAGAUUCAAUUCGAUCACCAACAGUAUUGCAACAGAAGAUAUGCUAUCCAAACAUAAUAUAUCCACGUUAUCUCUUCGACAGUUCUACGUCGAUCAAUUUCAGAACAAAAUUUAAUAAAUGGUGGCGAACAUACUAUGCAUAUAACGGAUCAACUUUGAAAAAUGUUAAAGUUCGACUAGUACCAAGUACAAAUUCGAUUCUAGAAACAUUCUUUAUCCACAAGAAACCUUCAAAAGCAUGCUGA